AUGUCGACAUCCAGUAACUUUAAUUUAGGAAACUUGAGCAAAUCUUUUUCACCAAUUAAAGGACUUAUCCCCACAGGUAGCGAGUUGACCGAAUCUGAGGGUAAUGAAAGUGGCUAUUGGUCUUCGAACCCGAUAUUCCAGUUUGUUAACAAUGUGGCCACUACCAUUUCCACUCACAGACAAUCACUUGACUUGAUCAAUCCAGGAACUAUGGAAAACUUGAACAAGGAGGUAGAAAAGGAUGUUUUCCUCACUCAGUACGAGUUCUCAGGUCUUAGAGCAGACUUGAGUAAGACAUUCUCUAUGAAUCCGUUGUUCCAGGUCAGCCACAGUUUUUCUACUGGAGGUAAAUCUCCUGCCUAUGCAUUUGCUGGAAUGUUUGCCGCUGGUGAUUCUUUUGUUCAGGGAACUCUUGACAAUGAGUUGUCUCUCACUGGAAGACUCAACUAUGCCUGGGACAAGUGCAAUGUGUCUAAAGCCACUUUGCAAUUAGCCUCUGGUCAGCAACCUAUGUGUCAGUUUGAGCAGGACUAUCAGGCCAAUGAUUUCUCGUUAAAUUUCAAGACAUUGAACCCGGAUUUCACUGGAUCCUCGUUCAAUGGUGUCAUGGUUGGCUCCAUUUUACAGUCAGUCACUCCUAAGUUUGCAAUCGGUAUGGAAACUGCAUACUCUGCAUUGCAACCAGGAAUGCCUGGUGAUGCAGGUAUUUCAUUGGUGGGUCGUUACAACGCAGAUAAGUGGAUUGCGUCAGCCCAGUUGCAGGCUCAGGGAUCUCUUACAGCAGCUUUCUGGAGAAAAGUGGCCGACAACAUGGAGGCCGGCGUGGAAACUACUCUACAGGCUUCAUAUCAGCCUGUUAUGACAGAGAUGAUGGUUCCAACUAUGCAAUCCGUCUUCGAAGCAAAUACUACCGUCGGCGCCAAAUAUGAAUUUAGACAGUCUAUAUACAGAGGACAGUUGAGCUCCGAUGGGGUUGCCUCGUUCAUGCUAGAGCAUAGAAUUCUACCUACUUUGGGACUUACUUUCACUGCCUCCAUCGAUCAAUUCAAGAACACUUCCAAGAUGGGUUUGGGAUUGCAGGUCGAAACCGCCGGCUCUGAGGAUGUUAUGAUGAUGCAGAAUGGAUUGGUUGAUGCUGAUGGUAAUCCGAUUCCAGGUGCCCCUCAAAUGGCUUAG
Molecule: messenger RNA, 1176 nt
Organism: Brettanomyces nanus
Lineage: Eukaryota; Fungi; Ascomycota; Pichiomycetes; Pichiales; Pichiaceae
Exons: 1
Coding region: 1-1176 (391 amino acids)
Biological process (GO): protein import into mitochondrial matrix
Cellular component (GO): mitochondrial outer membrane translocase complex; mitochondrial outer membrane
Molecular function (GO): transmembrane protein transporter activity
Source: RefSeq, a predicted model, not a curated record